AUGGCAACCAACUUUGUGGAGUGUGCAAAAUGGAUUGCGAAAAAACGACCUGGACUUGUCGGGAAGGACGCGUUUGUCAGCUUCUUGCUUGGGGACUUUGGCAGCCAUACUGUCCAGUGCUUGAAUGGAACUUGGCCGAAGGCGCAUCCGUGGACCGUCGCGAAUUCUCUAUGCUAUGAUCGGCCCAUCCUCGUUCGCUACGGAAGCAUUGCUGAAGAGCCAUGUGCCAUCGAGAUCACAGUACAAGGUCUACCAGAAGGUGCCAUUUCUCUGAAGUGCUUCCCUGCAGUUACAACUGUGUCCUGUCUGAAGGCAUUGCUUGUGAAGAAAGGCGUCGUUCCCGAAGAUGAAAUCGAGUCCUUUAGCUUGGCACGCGAAGGUCUAUCUUUAGUCGAGGAAGACAAAACCUUGCAGGUGUAUCAUAUAAAUCGUGAUGCCUUUCUUAGCAUCAGCUCCAGGUCCCCGCACAGUCGCUUCCCCGCUGCCCCUGCCACGGCUCAAAUCUUCGUCAAGACAGUGACUGGCAAGACAGUUGUCUUUUCUAAAUUUGGUGCACAAUCGACCGUUUAUGAUGUCAUGUGCUGGAUUUGCAAGCAUGAAGGCAUCCCUGUAAGCAAACAGCGUAUCAAUUUCGCUGGAAAGCAACUCGAAGAUAGUCGAGCACUGUUGGAUUGCAACAUCCAGCGGGAGGCUACAUUGCAUCUCACUCUGUGUCUUCAAGGAGGUGGUCAAAUAGGAGCAGAGUUUGUUGAUGUCACUCGUGAAGAUGCCAUCCAGGCGCACGCCUGGAGCUUGUUUGCUCCUCGAUGGCGCACUGCACGUCUUGGAUUAUCAAUUGAAGGUCGCUGCAGCAACAGGGAGUGCCGUGCCUACGGAAAAUUGUUCAUUGACAACAUGGGCUUAUCCAGCUUUGACCUAGUGUUAGAUCAAUUUUGUCAUUGCCCACUCUGUCAUGUGACUGCUGCUGCCAUCAAGCCUGGGUUUAAUAACUGUCUGUGGAAAGUUGUCGCCAUCAAGGAGAAUUCUUUGUCUAUAUACAGAACGCCCUGGAAUCGCGCAGGAGACAUGUACACAACCUAUGAUGAGCACAUCGCAGGAAAGGCCAACUACUCUCGUCUUCAAGUCUUUGUACGUGCUCUCCCAGAGUGUCGGUAUGCGGACCAUGAUGGCAACUUGUGCAAUCUUGAAAAGCAGGAGAACUGCCCCAUCUGUCUUGAUAAUCUUGACAACGGAGAACAAACUUGCAAGUUUGACAGCACUGAGUGUGGGCACUGGUAUCAUGCGGAUUGUAUUGCCAAGUGGAGGGCUGCCCGAGUCCACUCACCAGGUGGAUGCUACUGUCCCAUUUGUCGUGCUGAGGAAUAUUCAGAAAUAUCGGAUAGUUCGGAAUGA
Seminavis robusta is the source of this 1392-nucleotide messenger RNA. Lineage: Eukaryota; Bacillariophyta; Bacillariophyceae; Naviculales; Naviculaceae. The record is from the annotation of a GenBank genome assembly.